Gryllus bimaculatus (two-spotted cricket) is the source of this 3362-nucleotide messenger RNA. The record is from the annotation of a GenBank genome assembly. NCBI's taxonomy places the organism in Eukaryota, Metazoa, Arthropoda, Insecta, Orthoptera, Gryllidae.
GAAGAUCGAUAGUGCUAUCGAUAGUGCUUUAACAUUCGAGGGUGCAUAAACUCCCUAUCAUAUCGAUACAGGCCAUUCUAAUAGUCGUAAUAUGGUCGGAAUGUCAAAUGCAGUCAGAUGGUAAUUGGUUAGUCGGCACUCGCGCCGGACGCAGUAUUAUUUGGUAGGGAUCUGAACUGAUGUGAUCUGAUUUCAUUAAAACGAUGGCUACAAUUAUUGAGAGGAACGUGAAUGACUUUUGCCGGCUUUGUGCCGGUGAAACGAUAAGUGGUGUUGUGAUUUACAGUUCCGAAGGACUUCAUCUGUGUCUGGAAGAGAAAAUCCUUCAAUGCCUCAGAAUUGAGGUGUGAAUAAUUAUUGGCAUGUUUUCUCAAAUUUGGUUAUUAUAAAGAUAAUAUUGUAUUACAUAGUUAAUGCAUUUUUUGUUUGUGAUCUUUCGGAAGUCAUUCAAGAUCAUGUUACAGAUUGUGUUGUCAAUUUUUUCAAGUAUUUAAUUCAUACUAAAGUGCAAGAACACCUAUGUUGAAUUAAGAAAUUAUUAUGACUUAAUAGUGUCAGAGCUAUAUUUUUAUCUAACUUCACUGUAAAAUUGCUUGCUAUUUGUAAUUCUAACAGAACUGAGUGUUGAUUACUUGUUAUAAUGAUUUGUAUUGUAGAUUUCAAAGGAAGAUGUGCUUCCCAAAAAAGUUUGUUGCCCAUGUCAAACACGUUUAGAAGAAUCACAUCGUUUUGCUGUUCAAGCAAAUGAAGUACAGCGUACUUUGGAACUUUUAGUACAAAAGAGUCGUAUUAUUGAACAAAAUAUUGAUGUGAAAUUAGAGGAACUUGAUAUAAAAGAUGAAAUAAAUGAUCUUCCAUUGGAUGUAACAAUUGAGACUGCUUCUGAAAGAAAAAAUGAAUCGAAGAUUAAUCUCCCUCGUGAAAAUUAUAAUAUUGCAGGUGUACAAUCCUCCACUGUUUCUAAGAACCAAGUAAAGACAGAAAAUGCUAGAAGAGAUGAGUGUUCAAAUAGAUAUGCAAGUAAACUUAAAAAACAGCAUCAAAAAACAGAUUCUGAUUUGCAAAGUAGUGAGCUGGAAACCAACAAAAAUGCCAUGUGUUCAUUUCCUUCACCUUCUCAAUGCCUCGUAUCUGAUGAUGCUGAAAAUACUGAUGCUAAUGAACAAGAGAAGAGAGAAUCCGAUGAAGAUGUAAAAGAGAGGUGGGAAGUUGAGGAGGAAGAAAUAGCAGAUGAAUACGAAAUUGAAGAAAAUGUAGAAGAAAUGAAUAUAAUAAACGAUUCGGAAUCGCAUAAUGAAUUUCAGCCCUACAAAUUGGAUGGAACGACAAAUGAUGAUCUGAUUGAAUCAGAGAUGAAAUUUAGAACUGGCGAGGAAGAAGAAGAGGAAGACGAUGACGAUGAUGAAGAAGGGGAAGAGGGAGGUGAGAAGGAUGUUGAUGAAAGUACAAAAGAAGAAUGGAAGACACAUUGGGGGAUAAAGUGUAAUGAAUGUGAUGAAGUCUUUCCAUAUCGAUCACAAUUUGAUAAGCAUUAUCGAGGUUCUUAUGAUAAGAUACCCAUAUACACAUGCUCAUAUUGUAAUAAAUCUAUGGAAAAGUAUUCAACAUUUCGAUCUCAUUGCUACAGACAUGUUACAGAAGGAAGAUACAGGUGUGAAUAUUGUCAGAAAGGGUUCAGCUUGAGAAGUAUGCUUCAUGUUCAUAUCUUAGCUAAGCACACUUCUGUCAAACCAUUUAUUUGUGAAGAAUGUGGUAAAGGCUUUGUCACAAGACCUGGUUUAAAUAUUCAUCUAAAGAAGCACAAGAAUGACGAAAAACAGGAAUACCCUUGCUCUGAAUGUGGCAAAAUAUUUGCUGAGAAAUCGCAUUUAAACAGACAUAACAGCUUUCACAGUGAGAAACGACCAUUUCAGUGUACUGUGUGUUUGAAAACCUAUAAAACGGAAAGAUGUCUCAAAGUUCAUGCCAUGGUGCAUUCAGAAGCUCGUCCCUAUGUAUGCACAUAUUGUAAUAAAGGAUUUUUAAGUAGCACCAAACUGAAGCAACAUUACAACAUUCACACUGGUGAAAGACCAUAUGCUUGUAAAUUUUGUGAACGAACAUUUACGAAUUAUCCAAACUGGUUGAAGCAUACUAGACGGCGACAUAAAGAAUUUCUGAAUGUAGGAAGUAGUGCGCAGAACACAAGCUCUCAGACUGCUGCUCAAGCCCAGCCUCAGCCGCAGUCUCAGGAGCAGCAUCACCAUCAGCAUCAACAGGAAGGUCAAGAGCAACAGCACGAACAAUUAUUCCAGCACCAACAUUCACAACAUAAUCCUGACAGGAGAAACUCACUUGAUAAUAGUGGUGUUAGUGCACAAACUCAAUUAUCAGAUGUAUCUUCUCAAUUGUCAGAAACGUGUAUGGACCCUGCUAAUGCUUCAUCAUUAGAAAUGUUACAACAGUAUUCUCGCAGUGAACCCACGAAGUUGGAGCAGACUUUGUCUCCACAUGAUACUCAAAAAUGUCAAGUUAUUUCACAUCAGCCAGCCCAUCACCAACCAAUGGAACAGACAUUUUCUCUUCCACAAGUCUAUCCAGAUCAUCUGAUAUCAAUUCAUCCUCAUAAUAUUUUACCACUGUGAUAAACUUCACCACUUUUCAUAAUCGUAUAAUUAUUAUGCAAAGCAUAAACAUAAUGUAUCAAAAAAUUGUAAUAUAUUCAUUUUCCAUUUGUCAAAUUUGUUUUUUAGAACCUCCUCGUUAGAAAAAGAUUAUUGCACAACUAUAACAGUUAUUUUGAUAUUGUGUGUGUUGUGUGUAUGAUAUUGUUUUUUAAUGAUUGAGAUUCAGAAAUUUGGGGUGAGAUCAAGGCAAUAAAACAAGUGAAUGCAUCUCACUUCUGAAAUAUAAAUAUUUUUUCUACAAUCUUAUUAAAAUGCUUUUAUUAUGAAUCUUGAUUUGUUUUGUCUCUAGUCUUCAAAACCUUGUUCAGAUUCGUGAUCAAAUGGGGAUAAUGUUGAAACUGAGGGAGUAUGAAAACGCAUAGCAGCCAAGGAAGUAGUGAUAAUAGAACUGGAAAGUGAGGAUGAGCAGAUGGAACAAGCUGUGAGGUCAAGUGAGAGAGAUCUUUAAAUUGAGAUGUUACCAUGCAAAAAAAAAAUUACUUUUUUUCAUUGUGAUUAUCUUUUAUGAAGACAACUAAGAAAAAAAAAGGGCAACUCAAAUUUCACUUAGCGGUACAUACAAUUGCUCAUUAACUUGUCUACCUACUUAUCCUAAGAAUUAUAGCUUUUCUUAGUGCAUAAUAAAUCAGUUACUUGAAUUUUAUUUUUAAUCCAACAUAUUUAGUCUUACAGCCUUUAUAAUUUUCAUUGAAAAAC